This is a messenger RNA of Solanum tuberosum (potato), 888 nucleotides long. Its product is annotated as zinc finger BED domain-containing protein RICESLEEPER 2-like. The record is from RefSeq and is a predicted model, not a curated record. Gene Ontology annotation, molecular function: DNA binding. Bases 1 to 888 code for a protein of 295 amino acids. NCBI's taxonomy places the organism in Eukaryota, Viridiplantae, Streptophyta, Magnoliopsida, Solanales, Solanaceae. The transcript has a single exon.
AUGGCAUCUUGCAUUACUAAUUGUUUGCUUGAAUGGGGUUUGGAUAAUGUGUUUACUAUUACAGUUGAUAAUGCUAGUUCUAAUGAUGUUACUGUGAAAGAAAUGUAUAAACAAUUGAGUAAUUGGGGAAUUAACAUUAUGGAUGGUGACCAUUUUCAUGUGAGGUGUAUGGCACAUAUCCUUAAUCUUAUUAUGCAAGAUGGGUUGAAGGAAAUUGGUAAGUCUGUCAAGCUAGUGAGACAAGCCAUGAAGUACAUUAAACAAUCUCCCGCAAGACUUAGAAAGUUCAAAGAAUGUUGUGAAUCUCAAUUGAUAGCUUGUAAGAAAUCAUUGUGUUUAGAUGUUCCCACUAGGUGGAACUCUACAUAUUCGAUGCUUGAUGUAGCACAACAUUAUGAGCUUACAUUUGAAAGAUAUAGUUUUUAUGAUAUUGGAUACUUGAAUCAUCUUCGUACCUUUUGUUCUAUUUCUUCUGAAGAUGAAGAUAGAACUAGUGCAAAUAUUCUUACAAGUGCUGACUGGAAAAGUGCUGACUGGAAAAAUGUGAGGUCAAUGGUGAAAUUUCUUGAAACUUUUUAUGUACUUACUUUGAAGGUCUCUGGUUCUAAUUAUGUCACUAGCAAUACACACUUUGUUGAAAUUGCUGAACUUAAUCUUAUUUUGAAAGAGAUGAUGGAAAAUGAAGAUGGUAAUUUGAAAGAAAUGGCAAAAAGUAUGAAGGAAAAGUUCAAAAAGUAUUGGGGUGAACCACAUAAAAUGAACAAGAUGAUCUUUAUUUCAUCAGUGUUGGAUCCCCGUAACAAGCUUGAUUAUGUUCCAUUUGCAAUUGUGGAUAUGUUUGGAAAAGAAGUAGGGGACAAGCUAUGUUCAGAAGUGAAAAAUACAUGA